Molecule: messenger RNA, 2004 nt
Organism: Paramecium tetraurelia
Lineage: Eukaryota; Ciliophora; Oligohymenophorea; Peniculida; Parameciidae
Exons: 8
Biological process (GO): protein phosphorylation
Molecular function (GO): protein kinase activity; ATP binding
Source: RefSeq, a predicted model, not a curated record
AUGAAAGGAGAAGCUACCUAACCUAAAACUUAAACACAGGGAUCUGCAAUUAAGAAUGAUAAGCCCUUGAAAUAAGUGAAAUAAUAAAGCCCAUUGAAGCAUUAAGGUGAACCAGAAGUUGUGUGGCCAUUUUUUGCCCCCUAACCGGCACUGGUCAAUUAAACGAGAUUUUGGGAUCGCAAAAAUUGCAAGAAUGUUUAUCCUAGCAAAGACAAUCUCAGAUUUCAGGCUAUAAUGUUGAGGGUGGGGAAAAAGAAAAAGGUAACCAAGGGUUAUUUUUUCAAAUUAAGUAAGGAUGGGACACUUAGUUACUACAAAAAGGUUUCACAUUUAAAUAUAAUUAAGGAAUCUGAUAAAGUAGCAAAGGGAUAUUUAUAAAUAACUAUGGAUUAUGUGGCUCAUCUGUUGGAACAAAAAAGCAAAAAAGAUUCGUUACUUAUUGUUUAAAUCGAAAAGUAUUAAGGACUCUCAAUAUCAAUAUUUGAUGGAAAACCUCAAUUGACCCUUGAAUUCUUCAAUCAUCUCAAAGAUUAUUGCAUAGUUUCUGGAUUGGACAAACUCUAUACUUAGAUGGAACUCUUGGGCAAAGGAUCUUUCGCAUCAGUGUAUAAAGUAAAGAAUCUAUCCAACGACUAAAUGUAUGCAGCCAAGACAUACUUCAAGGAAACAUUUGAACAAUCUCAACAUAAAUCUAAAUUUGUGCUUAUGAUAAAAAACGAAAUCAUGGUUUUGCGUAAAGUUAUUCACCCUGGCAUAAUUCGAUUGUACGAUGUCAUCUAAGAGAAAGAGAAAUUGAUACUAAUCAUGGAGAUAGUCUCAGAUGGAGAUUUGUAUAGUCUCAUUAAGGAAAAGAAAAGAAUCCCUGAAAAGGAAGCUGCAGUCAUGUUAAAAGGUGUAUGUGAAGCAUUACACGAAAUGCAUAUAAAUGAAUUCGUACAUAGAGAUCUCAAAUUAGAAAACAUUAUGAUGAAAUCAAGAGAUCAAUACAUCAUUAAAUUAGUUGAUUUUGGAUUUGCAGAACCUAUUAAUCACAAGGAACUAGUAUCAAAGGCAGGAACUCCUGGUUAUAUACCUCCUGAAAUUUUCAAAUUAUUCCCAUAUAUUGAUAAGGGUGAUGUGUUUUCAGUUGGAGUCAUCUUUUAUUCAUUAAUAUCAGGCAUUUCCUGUUUUAAAGGAAAGAAUUAUUAAGCAGUUCUGGAAGAUAAUAGAAAAUGUGAAAUCAGUUUUUAGAAAUCAGUUUGGGAUAAUAUCAGCAGUGAAUGCAAACAUUUGUUAAAGAAAAUGUUGGCAAGAAAGCCUGCUGAUAGAUAUACUUGUGCUGAUGUACUCAAAAAUGAAUGGAUUCUUAUGCAUACUUCUCAUGAGUAUGAACAAUAAGCAGAUUCCGAACUUGAAAGAAGGAAUUCAUAUUAAACAAUGAAGAAAUCUCAUUAUAGCCAUUAUAACUCAGUCGAUGGAUCAUAACCUGAUUUUAAUAAUGAUUUCUCUUAUCAUACAAAUGAUUUAAAAUCUUUCUAUCAUCGUAAUAGUUAGAAAACAGUUAAAACCUAAAGAUCUAUUUAAUCAAUCAAAUCAAACAAUGAAAAAAUGAAACAAUCUAUGAGAAACAAAUCAGCUAAUAGCAAAUAGCAAUAGUUUACAAACUUUAAGAGUCAAACUCUCAAGAACAGAAAUAAAAGUGCCGUACAUUCGAAUACUGGUGAAGGAGGUGGAGAUUAAAAAAGUGUGAGAUGGGUUGAUAAGAAAAAUAAGAGUGAUGAGCCAUCCUUUGGAGAUAAAAAAGAAAACGAUUCGGUUAAGACUUCAAUUUCUCUUAAAGUUUUUGAAGACUUCGAAGCCAUUAAUUAAACAAAUGUAGCAUUUUUGAAGAUGUCUCCUAUGUUGUUUAAUCUAUAGAAGAAACCAGAUUCUGAUGCCAAAAUCAAUGAAGCUAUUAAAAAGAAAAAGUAAUAAGCCACUCAGUUUAUGAGAGCAAAAUGAUAUAAUACAUUUAAUCAUUAUUUU